GUCCUCGGAGCAAAAGCUUAUAAUAAUAGGUAAUAAAUGUGAAUUUCUACUUACAAAACCACCCACUUCUUGUACGUUCUUGGUAAAUGUGAGAGAGAGGUUUAUCAAUUAUCAGAUACAUUACCCACAGUAAAGGGAAAAAAAAAAAGAAAAAAAAAACUAGGGCAAAUUUCAGACAUAAUUUCAUUUUUACACAGACAAAAUCUACUCGGUCUCUUCUGUAUCCUCCCUUUCUAAGUUGCAACUUACGAGAAGAUGGUUUCACCGGGAAGAAUCAUCUCAGAGAGAUCUGAUGAUAAGGAUGUUAUUGAAGAUUUAUCAACUAAUGCUGCCAACGGGAAUGCAUCCAUGGUCAAUUCACCCCUCACUGAAUGCAAAUAUGUCGUUCAAAAAUGUGAUAAUGAAGGAAGCUCAAGCUCUAAAGAACACGAGGACCCUUAUCUCUUAAAAGCAGGAAAAGAAAUGGAAACUCGAACAAGUGUGGGGAAGUUGGGUGCAGUAAAACCUAAUAGAUUGUUUAGAACAAGAUAUUUUAUCAUUAAAAGUCUGAACCACCAAAAUAUUCAACUUUCACUUGAGAGAGGAAUUUGGGCUACUCAAGUAAUGAAUGAACCAAUAUUGGAGGAAGCUUUUGAUAAUUCUGGUAGAGUAAUCCUCAUAUUUAGUGUCAACAUGAGUGGUUUCUUUCAAGGGUAUGCCCAAAUGAUGUCUUCUAUAGGUUGGAGGCGUGAAAAUGUCUGGUCUGAAGCAUCUGGCGGAACUAUACCUUGGGGUCGCACUUUCAAAGUUAAAUGGUUGCAAUUGCAGAAUCUGCCUUUCCAAAAGACUCUUCAUCUUAAGAAUCCAUUAAAUGAUUACAAACCCGUCAAAAUCAGUAGAGACUGCCAGGAGUUAACUCCAGACAUCGGGGAAGCUCUUUGCAGGCUUAUCGAUGAAAGUCUGGAUGUCGAUGGAAGGCUGAUGAGGAAUACAUUUUCUGGUGAUGAAGUCCUUAAAAGGUCUUGUAUUAGCUCUCCAGUUUGUUCGCCAAAUGAAAGAUAUAUGGGUAAUCUUCCUCCAUCACCUAUGCGAUUGACCAGAACAACUGUGCUUCAUCCUUCCUCAUUAUAUCAACAAGUCACGCUAGCUGAAUCAAGCCGUUUUCAUGUUGCGCAUGGUAGAUCUCCUAGAAGAUUGCCUCUGGAUAACUUAGGUUACAACUUUGAUGCUUCAAAAGUUUUGGGCAUGAUGCAUUCUCAAGCCCAUGGAAGUUCAACUAAUUUACAUCGUAACAUGGAUCCAUUCUUUCUACCUGAUAAAUGGAAUCUAUCGUCCAAGAACAGCGCCUUUGGUGAUUUGCUAUCAGAGGAUGAUUUUCUUGAAAUGACAUAUGAAGAGUACAUACAAGUCCUUGGAAGAAGGAAUCGGCGACCUAACCAAUCAGUAGCAGAACCAUCUUGGAGUAUACACGAGCCACCGACAAGUAGAGAGAAAAGCUUAGAAGAUCGAUACUCACAUCACCUGGGUGACCUGUACCACUCUCAAAAGAGGAGCCAUUACCCGUCACCCAAAUGACCUGUACCUGUUCUCCAGCGUGAUGCCAUGCUUUUGUCUAUUCUAGUUUAAUAGUGCAUAUAAAUAUAGCUUCUCAUUUCCUCCAAGGAUUUACAAUUUAGUAAAGUAUAUUCGUAAGAUUUAACUGUAUGCAGUUUGUCAUGAAUUAACCAAUCCUGGGAUUGGCAACUCUGUCCCUGGCCUUGCCUUACUAGUACUUCCUGAGAAAUUACCGUUGUCAGAGAGGUAUAAGAGGUUGUUGAACUGUAAAAUCCAAUAUUUAGCUUUCUUUAGAACAAAAUAAGUGAAAAUUAAUAUGUACAUACUCAUAUUGUGUAGGCUAUUUAAACUGUAAAUGUGUCUUUGUUAUCUCAUCACUCUAAGCAGUUUAGCUCAAUUAUAAUGAUGUUUUAGUUGAUUAUGAA
Molecule: messenger RNA, 1958 nt
Organism: Papaver somniferum (opium poppy)
Lineage: Eukaryota; Viridiplantae; Streptophyta; Magnoliopsida; Ranunculales; Papaveraceae
Exons: 10
Coding region: 256-1554 (432 amino acids)
Biological process (GO): mRNA splicing, via spliceosome; regulation of mRNA splicing, via spliceosome
Cellular component (GO): nucleoplasm
Molecular function (GO): mRNA binding; N6-methyladenosine-containing RNA reader activity
Source: RefSeq, a predicted model, not a curated record